ACAGUUUCAAUUUAGAGUUCAAACCGUUAGCACCGUUCGGCGGAACAAAAUUUGUUCGACUUUCAUUUGGGCAAAAAAAAAACAAAAAUCCAAAAAAAAUUGUUUCUAACAUUUUCGAGUUCUUGAAUUUUCUCACAAGUUUCCCAAAUUUGUACCAGUUAGUCCUUUGAGAUUGAGUCGCAUCGCACAACAUGUCGAACACGUUUUCCUACUGGAAUGGACAGCCCGUGAAUGCACCCGUUUAUCCGCAGAUGGGUGACCUCUCGCAGCACUCGGCCGCUGGAGCAGCACCAGGAUUAGGAUUGGGCUCGGGAUCGGGAGCCGGCCUAGGAGGUUGGCCUGGCCAGGGAGCAGCUGCGCCACAAUCCAUGCUUCCCUUUGCCGGAGGAGCCGGCGGCAUGCCCGUGGGAGGCGGUGGACCGCGCGGUAUGCCCAUGCCCAUGCCAGGUGGCCAGCAGAUGGGCAUGGGUGACUCUGGGUGCAUGGGCAGCCACUCGGCGGCCAACUUCUAUGGCCAGGGGGGCAGCCCAUUUGAGCCGUGCAUCGACAAUGGCGAAGCCUUCUGCGCCUACAACGGCAUGGACAUGAGCAUGAACUACGGCGGAGGCAGUGCAUCCAAGGGCGGCUUCUGGUAGGACCUCACCAACCACACCAUACCCACUACGAACAAUGGCAGCACGAGCAUAUCUACUAGCAUCACAACAACAAAAAACACCAAUGGCACUAAACGGCGCAACAGAAUCUAGGGCCACUCUUCAAUUUACACGGGCACAACUUAUCUGGAUAUAUGUAUAUGCACGCAUCCAAUACCCUUUAGUUUAGUUUGUGCAGUUCAAUUAUAUAUUUUGAGUACCGCA
Messenger RNA from Drosophila teissieri, 857 nucleotides. RefSeq names its product glycine-rich protein 5. The transcript has a single exon. Lineage: Eukaryota; Metazoa; Arthropoda; Insecta; Diptera; Drosophilidae. Bases 192 to 635 code for a protein of 147 amino acids. The record is from RefSeq and is a predicted model, not a curated record.